Messenger RNA from Colletes gigas, 1025 nucleotides. RefSeq names its product ubiquitin-like-conjugating enzyme ATG10 (gene Atg10). Lineage: Eukaryota; Metazoa; Arthropoda; Insecta; Hymenoptera; Colletidae. Gene Ontology annotation, cellular component: intracellular anatomical structure. Gene Ontology annotation, biological process: protein lipidation; macroautophagy; protein modification by small protein conjugation. Gene Ontology annotation, molecular function: Atg12 transferase activity. The transcript is spliced from 5 exons. Bases 213 to 983 code for a protein of 256 amino acids. The record is from RefSeq and is a predicted model, not a curated record.
CCUGUAGAAGAAGUAGAUACAAAUUGUACGAAUGCGCCUAUCGAUGUUACGUUCCUGAUUGCAUCUGUACAUGCUAUUGGAUGCCGAUCGCUGCACGGCGUACUAUAUCUGUAUAUGUAUACAAAGCACGCAUACGUUAAUACAAGCUAUCGGCGCAUAUACACUAAUAGCGGGGAUAUCCGAACACGACCGAACACCACCGAACAUUGCCGAUGCAAAAUAGCCGACAAUUGACUGAGCGUCGAGGAGUCGGGCAGAAAAGAGACAAGCCAUUCCUUUGGGUGUACAGCUUCCCCUUUCUCGAUUUUGUCAUGAAAUUAACGCGUAUUGCUGCUCAUUUUGCAAACCGACGAGCAAUCAUUCUGCAAAUAUCGAUGGACGUUCCAGGGACGAUCACGUGGGAAGAAUUUCUCGAAAAUGCUGAAGCAUUUUUGGAAAUGUCGAAUAAGUUGUCCGAUGGGUGGGAACUUCGAGGUUACAAGGAUGUACCCGGGAAAGCGUAUAUUGCUCGACAAAAGAAAUAUAUUAUUCCCGCCAAUAGCGAUUCGCACUAUUGUUUGUUAUCCGAAAAUAAAGAUAUCGACGACUACUUAAAUUUCGAGUUGCAACAGGAUCCGUUCGAAGCUCCCUCUGUGGUCGAGAAAAUAUUGGUGAAGGAACAUCACGUACUAUGGUCGAUGAGCUACUCCGUUCCCGUGCUGUAUUUUAAUGGAUGGAAGUCAGAUUUUCCUGGCAUCAAUCCAGUAAGUGUGGAAGAGGCCCAAUCGUUUGCUCGCGGUGCAAAGCUAAAUUAUACGGAAUUAUCACAAGCAAUACAUCCCAUAUUAGGUACUCCCUUCCUGCAUUUGCAUCCUUGUUUCUCACACGAGCUUUUACAAAUUACGAGUAAAAGCAAAAACAAACUGGUCAGUUGGUUGAGUACUGUCGCUUCUAGUGCACUCGGCCUUAAACUUCUACCUGAAUAUUGCAAAUUGACUCUGUAGGACAUAAUUUAAUAGUUAAAAAUAGAUCUCAAUGCGACGAAA